GGGCGUGGAAGGGGAGGGGGCUGAUGGAGAAAGAAUGGCGGUGCUUCCGUGCCUGGGGCAGCGCUCCCCUCCCGUCCCGUCCCGUCCCGUCCCGUCCCGUCCCGUCCCGUCCCGUCCCACAGCGCUGCGGGAAGCGAUGGCAGCGGCUGCAAUAGAGCACGCUUUGCUUACUGCAAACUCCGCGUCUUUACGAUGGGCAGCGGCUUGGCAGGAUGGGCAGAGAAAGAAAUCGAAGGAGUCCCGAAGGCGUGUGACUCCCUGAAGGGUCGCACUCCCUGCGCUACUUCCUGACCGGGAUGACGGAUCCCGGCCCCGGGAUGCCGCGGUUCGUGAUCGUCGGGUACGUGGACGACAAAAUCUUCGGUAUCUACGACAGUAAGAGCAGGACUGCACAGCCCAUCGCGGAGAUGCUGCCGCAGGAGGACCAGGAGCACUGGGCUGUGCAGACCCAGAAGGCCCAGGGCGGUGAGCGGGAUUUUGACUGGUUCCUGAGCAGGCUGCCGGAACGCUACAACAAAAGUAAAGGGUCUCACACGAUGCAGAUGAUGAUCGGCUGUGACAUCCUGGAGGACGGCAGCAUCCGAGGGUACGAUCAGUAUGCAUUUGAUGGGAGGGACUUCCUCGCCUUUGAUAUGGACACGAUGACGUUCACCGCGGCGGAUCCAGUGGCAGAAAUCACCAAGAGGAGAUGGGAGACAGAAGGGACGUAUGCUGAGAGAUGGAAGCAUGAGCUGGGGACUGUCUGUGUUCAGAACUUGAGGAGAUACCUGGAGCAUGGGAAGGUGGCACUGAAAAGGAGAGUGCAGCCCGUGGUGCGAGUGUGGGGGAAGGAGGCCGACAGGAUCCUGACUUUGUCCUGCCGCGCUUAUGGCUUCUACCCGCGGCCCAUUGCCAUCAGCUGGAUGAAGGACGGCAUGGUCCGGGACCAGGAGACCCACUGGGGGGGCAUGGUGCCCAACAGUGAUGGCACCUACCACGCCUCGGCCACCAUCGAUGUGCUGCCGGAGGAUGGGGACAAGUACCGGUGCCGCGUGGAGCACGCCAGCCUGCCCCAGCCUGGCCUCUUCUCAUGGGGGCAGUCGGCGCCAUCGUGGCUGUCAUUGCUGCUGUCGUUGGAGUCGUGGUGUGGAAGAGCAAGUCAGGGAAGGAGAAGAAGGGUUAUGAAGCAGCGCCAGGCCACAAUAGAAAAUCCAGCAUCUCGACCACAGGUACAGUGUGAAACCGGGACUCAGGAGGGGUCCCUGCGGUUGGUGCGGUCCCAGUUCCCUGCGCUUCCCCGUUGGGCCCACAGCCGGGGCAAUACUGGGCCCAGCCCUCCCUGGAGAACCCCCACGGUGGUGAGUCGGGAUGGGGAUGUGGUCCCAUAUGACACCACCUCUUCUCACCUGCACAGGAAGUGAACUUCCCUUCUGAGUAAUGUGCCACUUCAGCCAGCCCUGCGUGUGUUUGGACUUUGUGGGUGGAGAAAGCCCUUCCCUGGGGGUGACCCACAAAAAUGUACAUGUGUUGAGCGGAGGUGGACCUCUGGGCAGAGCACACUUGAUCAAUCUGGGGAAGAUAUGACUCUGGGGAAGAUGGAAGCUCAAAACCAAUGAUUUCUAGUCAGGGAAAGAUCUCUGUGAAGAGCAGUUUGUCCAUGACUGCUACCGUGGGCACACAGCCUCUACUGACAAGGGAGGAAUUGCACACCUAAGGAGUGAAAUCCACUCCGUUAUAUACCUCGCGUCCGAUGGAUUCAUACCUCUCCAGGCACUCAUCGGUUGAGUACCUCAGGCUCACCAUCUUCCCAACACUAUUGCUACGUUACGUUUCCAUACAGUGUCUGAUAUUGAAUAGGCUUUGAGCCAAGCAUUCCACAUCCUCUCGUACCUCAGAUGGGUGCUGCUGAACAAGCUUUGAGCCAAUUGUGGUUGCCGCUUCUCACACCACCCAGCGGUGCAGAGCUUGCUGUCACUGUCCCAUGGUGUUAUUAAGAAGAAAAGCAUUGAGGGGAAUGAUGGCAGAAGGGAAAGAUGCAUGUUAAACUCCCAUAAAGCAAGGAAGCAAAAUGUGAGGGCUGCCAACGCACAUAACGGAACUCACCUUACCCGUGGAUCACCAUAGGCUAGGAAAAGUAAUCUGAUUGCCAGGCCAACUUUCAGAUUCCUUGGGUAAUUUGAGCCCGGCCAGUUACCUCAGCGUGUGCCAGUCUUUCACACAUGUAGUACGAUUACAAGCAAUAAACACAUCCAUGUGAGGAUUAAUCAGAUCGCAGCAGGGUGAAGCACAGAAUGAAAUACUCCUCUUGCUGUUGGUGACCAUCCAAGGAGCAUUUCCCACCAACGGUGUUCUCCAUCCUUCUUCACCCUUUCCAGGACUCGGUUUUUCUCUUUUUUAUCACGGUGAGCAGUAAUUAAAGGUUUUUUUGUCCGUUGUCUUGGAUGCGUUG
Gallus gallus (chicken) is the source of this 2428-nucleotide messenger RNA. RefSeq names its product class I histocompatibility antigen, F10 alpha chain-like (gene MHCY61). The coding region runs from base 297 to 1400 and encodes 367 amino acids. The transcript is spliced from 7 exons. Gene Ontology annotation, biological process: immune response. Lineage: Eukaryota; Metazoa; Chordata; Aves; Galliformes; Phasianidae. The record is from RefSeq and is a predicted model, not a curated record. Gene Ontology annotation, cellular component: external side of plasma membrane.